Molecule: messenger RNA, 3415 nt
Organism: Condylura cristata (star-nosed mole)
Lineage: Eukaryota; Metazoa; Chordata; Mammalia; Eulipotyphla; Talpidae
Gene: MAN2C1
Product: mannosidase, alpha, class 2C, member 1
Exons: 25
Coding region: 24-3314 (1096 amino acids)
Biological process (GO): mannose metabolic process; oligosaccharide catabolic process
Molecular function (GO): alpha-mannosidase activity; carbohydrate binding
Source: RefSeq, a predicted model, not a curated record
GCCCUUCCGGGAGAGGAGCGGCCAUGGCGGCGGCGCCGGCACUGAAGCACUGGCGCACGACGCUGGAGCGGGUGGAGAAGUUCGUGUCCCCACUCUACUUCACGGACUGUAACCUCCGCGGCAGGCUCUUCGGAGACAGCUGUCCGGUGACCGCGCUCUCCAGCUUCCUGACGCCCGAGAGGCUCCGGUAUCAGGAGGCAGUUCAGCAGCACUUCCGCCCGGCCCAGGUCGGCGACAGCUUCGGACCCACAUGGUGGACCUGUUGGUUUCGGGUGGAACUUAACAUCCCAGAAAUGUGGGUAGGCCAGGAAGUUCACUUUCGCUGGGAAAGUGAUGGAGAAGGCCUGGUGUGGCGUGAUGGGGAACCUGUUCAGGGUUUGACCAAAGAGGGAGAGAAGACCAGUUAUGUCAUCACUGAUAAGCUGGGGGAAGAAGACCCCCGGAGCCUGACCCUCUACGUGGAAGUAGCGUGCAAUGGGCUCCUGGGGGCCGGGAAGGGCAGCAUGAUCGCAGCCCCUGACCUCGAGAAGAUGUUCCAGGUGAGCCGGGCCGAAUUGGCUGUUUUCCACUGCGAUGUCCACAAGCUCCUGGUGGAUCUGGAGCUGCUGCUGGGUGUGGCCAAGGGCCUUGGAGAAGACAACCAGCGAAGCUUCCAGGCCUUGUACACAGCCAACCAAAUUGUGAAUGUCUGUGACCCUGCCCAGCCAGAGACCUUUCCGGUGGCCCAAGCCCUAGCAUCCAAGUUCUUUGGCCAGCAUGGAGGUGAAAGUCAGCACACCCUCCAUGCCAUAGGGCACUGCCACAUUGAUACAGCCUGGCUUUGGCCCUUCAAGGAGACUGUGCGGAAAUGUGCCCGGAGCUGGGUGACAGCUGUGCAGCUCAUGGAGCAGAACCCUGAAUUCACCUUUGCCUGCUCCCAGGCCCAGCAGCUCGAGUGGGUGAAGAACCACUACCCUGGCCUAUAUACUCGCCUCCAGGAAUUUGCCAACCGUGGGCAGUUUGUGCCUGUGGGGGGCACGUGGGUCGAGAUGGAUGGAAACCUUCCCAGUGGAGAGGCCAUGGUGAGGCAGUUCCUCCUGGGCCAGAACUUCUUUCUGCAGGAGUUUGGGAAGAUGUGCUCUGAGUUCUGGCUACCAGACACGUUUGGCUACUCAGCGCAGCUCCCCCAAAUCAUGUGCAGCUGUGGCAUCAAGUACUUCCUGACCCAAAAACUGAGCUGGAACCUGGUGAACUCCUUUCCACACCAUACCUUUUCCUGGGAGGGGCUGGAUGGCUCCCGUGUGCUGGCCCACUUUCCACCUGGUGACUCGUAUGGGAUGCAGGGCAGUGUGGAGGAGGUGCUGAAGACGGUGACCAAAAACCGGGACAAGGGGCGGACCAACCACAGUGCCUUCCUCUUCGGCUUUGGGGAUGGGGGUGGGGGCCCCACCCAGACCAUGCUGGACCGCUUGAAGCGCCUGGACAAUACAGAUGGACUCCCCAGGGUACAGCUGUCUUCCCCAGAGCGCCUCUUCUCUGCACUGGAGAGCGACUCAGAGAAGCUGUGUACGUGGGUCGGGGAGCUCUUCCUGGAGCUGCAUAAUGGCACCUACACCACUCAUGCCCAGAUCAAGAAGGGAAACCGAGACUGUGAGCGGAUCCUGCAUGAUGUGGAGCUGCUCAGCAGCCUGGCUCUGGCCCGCAGUGCCCAGUUCCUGUACCCAGCCGCCCAGCUGCAGGACCUCUGGAGGCUGCUGCUCUUGAACCAGUUCCACGAUGUGGUGACUGGAAGCUGCAUCCAGCUGGUGGCAGAGGAAGCCAUGAGCCACUAUGAAGACAUCCGUUCCCAGGGCAAUGCACUUCUCAGCACUGCAGCUGCAGCCUUGUGUGCUGGGGAGCCAGGGCCCGAAGGCCUCCUCAUCGUCAACACACUGCCCUGGAAGCGCACUGAAGUGCUGGCCCUGCCCAAGCCAGGAGGGGCCCACAGCUUAGCCCUGGUGACAGUGCCUGGCAUGGGCUAUGCUCCUGCGCCCACCCCUACCUCCCUGCAGCCCCAGCAGCCCGUGUUCGUGGUACAAGAGGUGAGUGCUGGCACAGCCUGGGGGUGCAGGGCAGUCUUGGACCACCCUAACAGCAUGGGGGUUCUGAGCCUGCCGGCCUGGAGCCAGUGUGAGGUGGAGCUGGGAUGGGGCUGGGUGGCCGGCUGUUGGUUGGGAAGAAGCCCCUGCAGGCCCACCUCAAGGUUCCCCUCCCUCAAGACUGACGGUUCUGUGACUCUGGACAAUGGCAUCAUCCGGGUGAAGCUGGACCCCGCUGGCCGCCUGACGUCCCUGGUGCUGGUGGCUUCUGGCAGGGAGGCCAUUGCUGAGGGCGCUGUGGGGAACCAGUUUGUGCUGUUUGAUGACGUGCCCCUGUACUGGGACGCUUGGGAUGUCAUGGACUACCACCUUGAAACACGGAAAACGGUGCUGGGCCAGGUGGGGACCCUGGCAGUGGGCACCGAGGGCGGCAUGAGGGGGAGUGCCUGGUUCCUGCUGCAGAUCAGCCCCAAGAGUCAGCUCAGACAGGAGGUGGUGCUGGACGUUGGCUGCCCCUAUGUCCGCUUCCACACUGAGGUGCACUGGCAUGAGUCCCACAAGUUCCUGAAGGUGGAGUUCCCUGCACGCGUGCGGAAUUCCCAGGCCACCUAUGAGGUCCAGUUUGGACACCUGCAGCGACCCACCCACCACAACACCUCUUGGGACUGGGCUCGUUUUGAGGUGUGGGCCCACCGCUGGAUGGAUCUGUCAGAGCACGGCUUCGGGCUGGCCCUGCUCAACGACUGCAAGUAUGGCGCAUCGGUGCAAGGCAGCGUCCUCAGCCUCUCACUCUUGCGGGCAUCUAAGGCCCCUGAUGCCACUGCUGACAUGGGGCACCACGAGUUCACCUACGCAUUGAUGCCACACAAGGGCUCCUUCCAAGACGCCGGUGUUAUCCAAGCUGCUUACAGCCUCAACUUCCCCUUGUUGGCUCUCCCAGCCCCAGGCCGGGCACCAGCCACAGCCUGGAGCGCCUUCUCAGUGUCCUCGCCAGCAGUCGUGUUGGAGACCGUCAAGCAGGCGGAAACCAGCCCCCAGGGCCGCACACUGGUGCUGAGGCUCUAUGAGGCCCACGGCAGCCACGUGGACUGCUGGCUGCACACGUCACUGCCAGUUCAGGAGGCCUUCCUCUGCAGCCUCCUGGAGCAGCGUCUCCCUGCUGGCCACCUGCCCCUGCAGGACGCCCACCUGAAGCUCACCUUCUCUCCCUUCCAAGUGCAGUCAGUCAUGCUCGUUCUGCAACCCCCACCCAACUGAAUCCUGAGGUGGGAGUUUGUUCCUGGAUUUUAUAUGUUGUUCUUCCUCUCAGAGAGCAAGGCUGACUUGCCCCUUGCACAAUAAAUCCUGGCUAAGGAGCC